Phaedon cochleariae (mustard beetle) is the source of this 783-nucleotide messenger RNA. NCBI's taxonomy places the organism in Eukaryota, Metazoa, Arthropoda, Insecta, Coleoptera, Chrysomelidae. The record is from the annotation of a GenBank genome assembly.
CCCAGACUCCUAGUGAAAUCGUGGUACCCUUGGAACGCCAUGUCGGGCAUGAAGUACUACGUAUCGCUGGUGUUUCAGGUGUACUACGUCUUCUUCUCGCUAACCCACGCCAACCUCCUGGACAGCCUGUUCUGCUCCUGGCUGAUAUUUGCGUGCGAGCAGUUGCAGCAUCUGAAGGAGAUCAUGAAGCCUCUGAUGGAAUUAUCUGCGACAUUAGAUACCUAUGUACCGAAGAGUGCCGAUUUAUUCAGGGCACCUAGUGCAAAUUCUCAAGACAACCUAAUAGAAAAUGACUAUAACGCAAAGAACGAUGAGAUCAACCUGAAGGGCAUAUACAGUACGAGGCAGGAACUAGGGACCAACUAUCGCAGCGGCGCCCUGCAGACGUUCGGCCAGGGGGGCGGCGGGGUAGGGCCGAACGGGCUCAGCAAGAAGCAGGAGCUGAUGGUGAGAUCGGCGAUCAAGUACUGGGUCGAGAGGCACAAGCACGUUGUGAGGCUGGUUACUGCCAUUGGAGAUGCAUAUGGUGUAGCUUUGCUUCUGCAUAUGUUGACUUCUACAGUACUGUUGACCUUACUUGCGUAUCAGGCAACAAAAAUUGAUGGAGUCAACACAUAUGCAGCUAGUGUGAUUGGUUACUUGGUUUACUCUUUGGCCCAAGUUUUCCACUUCUGCAUCUUUGGAAACAGGCUGAUCGAAGAGAGCUCUUCGGUAAUGGAGGCAGCGUACAGUUGUCAUUGGUAUGAUGGUUCAGAAGAAGCCAAGACCUUUGUUCAAAUCGUG